Messenger RNA from Oppia nitens, 698 nucleotides. RefSeq names its product peptidyl-tRNA hydrolase ICT1, mitochondrial-like. Gene Ontology annotation, molecular function: translation release factor activity. Lineage: Eukaryota; Metazoa; Arthropoda; Arachnida; Sarcoptiformes; Oppiidae. Gene Ontology annotation, biological process: mitochondrial translational termination. The transcript is spliced from 3 exons. The record is from RefSeq and is a predicted model, not a curated record. The coding region runs from base 48 to 641 and encodes 197 amino acids. Gene Ontology annotation, cellular component: mitochondrial large ribosomal subunit.
UAUAAAUUGUGUUUACAUUUAGUAAAAUAUUUUUAAAAUAUUAAACAAUGUUUUGUUUAAAAUCAAAUACUUUUUCAUUAAUUAAUAGACAAUUAUAUCGAUAUAUGAGUUCAUUUGAUAAUUUGCCGGUCUUUAAGAGUCAGCAAAGUUUGGAUAACUUGUAUCCCAAAUCACAGAUCUCUUCGGACAUCAAAACCAAUGCAAAGUCAGAAACAGACAAUGUCUUCAGUGGACACAUACCUAUAAAGGAGUUACAGAUUUCUUACUGUCGAAGCAGUGGACCGGGCGGUCAACACGUGAAUAAAACCAACACUAAAGUGACGGUUCAGUUUCAAUUGUCUUCAGCCAAUUGGAUACCAAAUGAGACCAAAGAGAAACUCAAACAAUUGCAUAAAAACAAUAUAAACAAAGACGGCUUUUGGAUCAUUAGAUCAGAUAAGACAAGAGCACAGCUCAUGAAUUUAGCCGAUUGUUUAGACAAAAUCCGCUGUUAUAUUACCGAAGCGUCCAAACCUAUCAAACAGCCGUCGAUCGAGACGUUAGAGAAAAUCCGAGAAAACAGAGAGAAGGCUGCCAUCAGAAGAUUGGAGGACAAAAAGAAACGAUCGUUAAUGAAAUCAGAUCGACAAUCAUUAUAUUAAAUCAUAUCAUUAAUUAAUAGGUUUUUAUUAAAAUUGUAAAAUAGAAAAAUAUGGCAA